This is a messenger RNA of Zingiber officinale, 982 nucleotides long. RefSeq names its product zinc finger protein 8-like. Gene Ontology annotation, biological process: response to gibberellin; trichome differentiation; trichome morphogenesis. NCBI's taxonomy places the organism in Eukaryota, Viridiplantae, Streptophyta, Magnoliopsida, Zingiberales, Zingiberaceae. The record is from RefSeq and is a predicted model, not a curated record. The transcript is spliced from 2 exons. Gene Ontology annotation, molecular function: DNA-binding transcription factor activity. Bases 1 to 834 code for a protein of 277 amino acids.
AUGAGCGAGCUUGAGGCGCGCGAUUUCAUGGGCGCCGUAGACUCCUUCGCCCAGCUGCCCUUCAUCCGACCAACCGGCCCGAAACCCACUUCCAGCGGCAACGCCUCGGCCAUCCGCCUCUUCGGGAUCGAAGUCCCUCAUUGCCGCAGCACCGAAGACGACACCGCCACCACCGCCAAAGACCACUCGACCAUCACCAACAUAUCGACAACCAACACCGCCACCGCCAUAGCCGCUGCCGCAUCCUCCGCCGUUAAUAACGGAGGAGGAGGGGAGAGCGCGCGCAAGUUCGAGUGCCACUACUGCUGCCGCCAAUUCCCGACCUCGCAAGCUCUAGGCGGGCACCAAAACGCCCACAAGCGGGAGCGCCAGCACGCCAAGCGGGCCCACCUCCAGGCCCACCACGCCGCAUGGGCCGUCGACGGCCGCCACCACUUCUACGGCCUCUUCAACUACCACCACCACCACCACCAAACCGUCGCCGUGCCAUCCCCUCCGUUCCACGCCGCUACCGGUUUCCACGACGGGCUGUCCCCCGUGGGCCAUCCCAUCGGCGGAGGCACCUGGCGGCCAAUCUGGCGCCACCACGGCGCGGUGCCCGGCCUGGACUCACCGAUCCCGGCGAUCCCAUUGAUGACAAGAGGAGGAGGAGGAGGAGGAGGGGGAGAUCAAGCAAUGGAUCCUCGAGGAAGAGGAGGCGGUCACUUUGUUGUGAACAAUAACGGCUUGAUCGCCGCUUCUUCUUCUCCAUCUGCGUCUCCUUCGAAAAGCCAAUUGGGGUUCCAGUUCAUGCCAAACGCCAAGGAAAGCCUCAGUUUGGAUUUACGGCUGUGAUUAUUCCUAUUUUCGGUUCUGGGGAUCGAAGAUAUUCAACUAAAAUCAUUUUCAACGAUAAUAAAUUCAAGCCAUUUUAUUGCAACGAGAGUGCGCAGGUCAUCACGACGUCACAACAACCACAGUUGAACAGCAACAAACACGACCC